Messenger RNA from Saccharomyces paradoxus, 2085 nucleotides. RefSeq names its product putative ferric-chelate reductase (gene FRE5). The transcript has a single exon. Bases 1 to 2085 code for a protein of 694 amino acids. Gene Ontology annotation, cellular component: plasma membrane. The record is from RefSeq and is a predicted model, not a curated record. Gene Ontology annotation, molecular function: ferric-chelate reductase activity. NCBI's taxonomy places the organism in Eukaryota, Fungi, Ascomycota, Saccharomycetes, Saccharomycetales, Saccharomycetaceae. Gene Ontology annotation, biological process: intracellular iron ion homeostasis; iron ion transport; copper ion import.
AUGCUUUUCGCUAGAUUAAUACUGUUAUUGGCGUACUUAGCACCAGGUUCUUUAGCAAAACCGGCUUCAACUAAGAAAAGAACGCAAUGGGACCAGAUAGCAAUUGACGCUUGUGCUAAAGAAUUGGAAUCGCAUAAGUUUGACACGGACGUUAAAGGUCGGCACGCUUCUCUUUGUACUUAUGAACCAGCACUAGGCUCUUGGUUACAUUGCGCGAAAGAUGUUCUCGACAGUAGAAAGAAAAAUAGAAAGAUAUUCGAAAAAACGUUUAGUAAAAUUAAUCAGUAUUGCCACGAUUAUCACAAAGAUGAGGACGUCAGUAAUGAGGAGUAUUAUCGAAUUUUAGCCAAUGCAUCCCUUUUUAUCCGGCCUCUUGAUGAGGUAAAGGAAAAUAUACGAUAUCCCGUCACUCCCGAUAAAGCCUCUCUAGAUAGGUGGGUAUGGGCCUAUUUUGGGCCCUUGGAUAAUAUAGACAAAGGAAAUGUUUAUGGAGUGACGAUUUGCUUAUACUGGAUAGGAGUUCUGUUUAUUGCAGCUGUAUAUCACUUCUUGAACUUUUCUCGACUUAAACAAACGGUGUUCAAAAACAAGGUGUCUGCUUUCUUAAGAGGCCACUAUGUUCUCCCAGCACUUGUUCAUAACCACGCUAUGUCUGUGGGAAGAUGGUUUUUCAUCGGUCUAGUCCCUACCAGGUUGGAGACGCUUGUCCUAUUCGGUUACGUUUUGUUGCACGGGUUCUUGCUGAGUAGUUACAAUUUUGACCAUAAUGAGCUGCUCAGUGAUCGCAGAAGCCAAGUACUUAUCUUCCUUUCCGACAGGGCAGGGAUCUUGGCAUUCGCGCACUUUCCUUUGAUAGUACUCUUUGGUGGUAAAAACAGCACAAUGACUUGGCUGACAGGUAUACGAUAUACCGCAUUCAUAACCUACCACAAAUGGUUAGGAAGAUUCAUGCUAAUAGAUUGUGCGAUCCAUGCAAUAGGAUACACCUACCAUGCAUACAUAGAAAAUUACUGGAAAUACGUGAAAUACAGUGAUCUAUGGACGUCCGGAAGGCAUGCCAUGAUCAUUGUUGGAGUGCUUGUGUUUUUUUCGUUCUUCUUCUUUAGACGGCAUUAUUACGAAUUAUUUGUUAUUACACACAUCAUCCUAGCAAUAGGAUUUUUCCACGCAUGCUGGAGACACUGCUAUAAACUUGGAUGGGGUGAAUGGAUAAUGGCGUGUGCACUGUUUUGGAUCGGUGACCGUUUUCUGCGGCUAAUAAAGAUUGCAAUUUUUGGAAUGCCAUGGGCUAAAUUGAAGCUGUGCGGUGAGUCCAUGAUAGAAGUGAGAGUUUCAAAAAGCUCUAAAUGGUGGAAAGCCAAGGCUGGCCAAUAUAUCUAUCUGUACUUUUUAAAACCAAAAAUAUUCUGGCAAUCACAUCCGUUCACGGUCAUGGAUUCUUUGGUUGAAGAUGGAGAGUUGGUAGUUGUGAUAACGGUCAAAAAUGGGUUGACCAAAAAAUUGCAAGAAUACCUUUUACAGAGCGACGGGUACACGGAAAUGCGAGUAUUAGCAGAAGGACCGUACGGACAAAGCACGCGAACACAUUUAUUUGAAAGCCUCCUAUUUAUUGCUGGAGGGGCGGGCGUUCCUGGACCUCUGUCGAUGGCAAUAAAGGCUGGUCGGCAGGUCAAAAGUAACGAUGCUUAUCAAACGAUCAAGUUUGUGUGGAGUGUACGGAACCUUGAACUCUUGGAAGUGUAUCACAAGGAGAUAAUGGUGCUGAAAGAGUUGAACGUAGACACAAAAAUUUGCUUUACAGGAGAGCGUAAAGAUGAAUCGAGUGUGGAAGAGGGUGCAGCUGCUAAUAUGAAUACGGAAGGCAGGCUGCUGACGACAUCGAAAUCAGCGGAAAUUAUUACUGAUUUUGGACGACCAAAUAUCGAUGAAGCAAUUGAAGAUGCAGUAAGUGGCGCGAAAUCGUUACUGGUCACCUGUUGCGGAUCAGAAGGGUUUGUGGACAAGACGAGAGAGUUGACAGCAAAAAAAGUUCUUGAAAAUGGUGACAAAUGGAUAGAAUACGUAGAAGAGUUCCAAAACUGGUAG